AUGACCUCUGAGACUCUCGUCCCCGAUAACUCUGCCGUUUCAUCACCUCCCGCUAAACGUGCCAAGACUGCCGCUACAAUGGAAGGUCCCCCACCACUUCAGAUUAAAAAGCUUUCUGACAAGGGUCGUUUGCCCACUCGUGGGAGUGCCUUUGCUGCUGGCUAUGAUAUCUACGCUGCUCGCGACACAACCAUUCCCGCCCGUGGCAAGGCGCUAGUUGACACUGAUAUCAGCAUGGCUGUGCCUGCCGGAACCUAUGGACGCAUUGCCCCUCGAUCGGGUCUCGCUUCCAAGCAUUUCAUUGACACAGGCGCUGGUGUCAUCGAUGCCGAUUACCGCGGUCAGGUCAAGGUCCUGCUCUUCAACCAUAACGAAUCCGACUUUGAGGUGAAGGAGGGCGACCGCAUUGCUCAACUUGUUCUGGAGCGCAUCUACACCCCAGAGGUUGUCGAGGUCCAAGAACUCGAGGAGAGUGUCCGAGGCGCUGGUGGCUUCGGCAGCACUGGUUAG
Fusarium mangiferae is the source of this 510-nucleotide messenger RNA. Its product is annotated as putative dUTP pyrophosphatase. The transcript has 2 exons. NCBI's taxonomy places the organism in Eukaryota, Fungi, Ascomycota, Sordariomycetes, Hypocreales, Nectriaceae. Gene Ontology annotation, biological process: dUTP catabolic process; dUMP biosynthetic process. Gene Ontology annotation, molecular function: magnesium ion binding; dUTP diphosphatase activity. The coding region runs from base 1 to 510 and encodes 169 amino acids. The record is from RefSeq and is a predicted model, not a curated record.